Messenger RNA from Brassica napus (rape), 3187 nucleotides. Its product is annotated as phosphate transporter PHO1 homolog 4-like. The coding region runs from base 778 to 3006 and encodes 742 amino acids. Lineage: Eukaryota; Viridiplantae; Streptophyta; Magnoliopsida; Brassicales; Brassicaceae. Gene Ontology annotation, cellular component: Golgi apparatus; plasma membrane; trans-Golgi network. Gene Ontology annotation, molecular function: inositol hexakisphosphate binding. Gene Ontology annotation, biological process: phosphate ion transport; cellular response to phosphate starvation. The transcript is spliced from 10 exons. The record is from RefSeq and is a predicted model, not a curated record.
UAUAUAGAAAUAAAAAAUAUUUUUAUAUAAAAAAAUUGGACCCCUUUUUUAUUUUUAAUAUAAAAAUACUUAUAUUUUUUAAAAAAGUUGGAUCCUUAUCUAUUAAGAAAUAAAUGGACAACGGAUUGAACCGGAGCGGUCGCACCACUCGCCCCCUAUCUAAGCCGGCCUGAGUGGUUUUGAACUUUAAUCACCAGAUAUAGGAGUGCAAGAGAAAAUUGCCCUGUAUUACAAGUGAGUCCGUAGAUAACUUUACGUACGGAUCAACACUAACAUUGUAAUAAGAUUUCAGUAUGAAUCUUCCUGGAUAAGUCUGCUCAUAACUCUUCACUGACGACAUGUAUAUCUUUUUAUCUUUUGCCUUUUUAAUAGUGAACAUUUUUGUUGUUGUUUUAGUUUUAGAGUUUUAUCUUAUCUUACAUAUGUACAUGUACAUCUCUUGUCAAAAAAAGUAUAUAGCAAAACAAUGCAGAUUGUGGUCAAUAAAAUACCCUUUUUUUUAUUGGUUUAAUUGUGGACUAUAGUGUUCUUGGUAGCUUUCAACUGGUACAAUUUAAAGUUUUGGUUAGAGAGGUCUUCAUUUCGCAAACAAAGCAUUAAACAUCACUCAAACCCAAAAGUCAGAACAUGUGAAGUCUUCUUUCCAGCUUUGGUUUAAAGACACAGAGAGAAACCAAGAUUCUUAAAUGAGUCUAUGACUUUACAAGCUCUACAGAUAAAGAGAUUUGCCUUAACAAGGUUGAAGAUUAGCUAAACAAAACAAAAAGAAACGAGAAAAUGAGAUUUGGGAGACAGUUUGUGUCUAAGAUGAUCCCAGAGUGGCAAGAAGCUUACAUAGAUUACGCUUACCUCAAAACCAUUCUUCAAGACAUCCAAGCCACCCGGAAGAUUUCAGUUUCCAACAGCCAGAGCAAACCUUCCUUCGCACGUAACCUAACCAAACGCUACACCCGCAACGCCUCUGUCUCUGAAAAUCACGUCAUUGUUUUCAACGCAGUCACUCAUGCCGACUUCGAGCACGAUAUGACUUACGAGACAGCGUUUUUGAAGGCGGGAGAGCCAGGUGGAGACUCUGAGGCUGCCUUCUUUAGAACCCUAGACCGAGAAUUCAACAAAGUGAAUAGCUUCUACAAGUUGAAAGUGGAGAAAGCGAGGCACGAGUCUUUGGCUCUGACCAGACAAAUGGAAGCUUUGGUUGCUUUCAGAUUCAGAGUUAAGGAGAAGAAACCGUCUUCCACUGAUUCAGUCUCAGUAGACAUCAAUGCCUUAUCUUCCAAGUCUAAAGAAAAUAGUGAUGUACUGAAUCUUUAUUAUUUUGGAUAUUCAGAAGUGACAGUAGGUGAUCUCAUAAAGAACGAGGCCAAUGAGAGUAUUCUUGAGGGUAUCAGGAUGAACAGAACACUGGAAACUCCACUGUCAGCAAUUAAAACCAUCCUCAAGGUUCAUAAGCAGGAAGAGCUUAAAUUCACAAGAGAGAAUCUAAAGAAAGUCGAGGAGAGACUUCAGAGAGCGUUCAUCGAGUUUUAUCAGAAACUUGGGCAUCUUAAAAACUAUAGCUUCUUGAACACGUCAGCGGUUUCCAAGAUCAUGAAGAAGUAUGAUAAGAUAUCAGCAAGAAAUGCUGCGAAGCAGUACAUGGAAAUGGUGGAUAGCUCUUACCUCACUAGCUCUGAUGAAAUUCAUAAGCUGAUGGUAAGAGUUGAAUCUACUUUCAUUCAACAUUUCUCCAACUCAAACCGGAGACAAGGGAUGAAUCUCUUAAGGCCAAAAGAGAACAAAGAACUACAUCGAACCACAUUCUCCACCGGCUUCUUCUUUGGCUGUGCUACAUCUCUCAUAAUAGCUCUUGCUCUGAUCAUCCAUGCUCGUAAUAUCAUGGGCACACCAGGACAACGAACUUACAUGGAAACAAUGUUCCCUCUCUACAGGUUCUUUGGGUUUGUAGUCUUGCAUGUGGUUAUGUACGCUGCUAAUAUCUACUUCUGGGGGAUAUACCGUGUGAAUUACUCAUUCAUCUUUGGUUUCAAACAAGGCACUGAACUUGGUUAUAGACAUGUUCUACUUCUAAGCUUUGGUCUUGGUACACUUUCUUUGUGUGCUGUCUUAUUAAACCUUGACAUGGAAAUGGAUUCUCAAACCAAAGACUACAGAAUAGUCACUGAACUUAUUCCCCUCUUCCUCCUCGCUCUAGUGGUUGCCAUUACUCUUUGCCCCUUCAACAUUCUCUAUCGGUCAAGCCGGUUCUUCUUCCUCACGGUUCUGUUCCGCUGCAUCGCUGCACCAUUUUAUACGGUGAAUCUUCCAGACUUUUUCUUAGCAGAUCAGCUAACAAGCCAGGUUCAAUCACUGAGGAGUCUAGAGUUCUACAUAUGCUACUAUGGAUUUGGAGAUUUCAGACAAAGACAACGAAACACUUGCAGAUCAAACGAUGUUUUCACAACAUUCUAUUUCAUUGUAGCUGUUAUACCCUACUGGUUAAGGUUUCUUCAGUGCAUCAGAAGAAUAAUCGAAGAAAAUGAUCUGAGUCAUGGGUACAAUGCCAUCAAGUAUCUCUUGACCAUAGUCGCUGCUUGUCUUAGAACAGCAUAUACUCUCAACAGAGGAACCACCUGGAACAUCACAGCUUGGAUUUUCUCAGGAGUUGCAACGCUUUACGCAACUUACUGGGACAUUGUUAUUGACUGGGGUUUGCUUCAGAGAGGAUGUAAGAACAGUUUCUUGAGAGAAAAGCUUCUUGUUCCUCACAAAACCGUCUACUACGCUGCAAUGGUUUUGAAUGUUUUGUUGAGGUUAGUUUGGUUGCAAACAGUUUUGGAUCUGAAAUUCUCUUUCUUACAUAGAGAAACUCUUGUCGCGCUUCUGGCUUGCCUUGAGAUCAUACGCAGAGGUAUAUGGAACUUCUUCAGGCUGGAGAAUGAGCAUUUAAACAAUGUUGGGAAGUUUAGGGCGUUCAAAUCUGUUCCAUUACCAUUCAACUACCAAGAAGAUAGAGAUCAAGACAAUUAGCUGAGCAAGAUAUAUACAUGUAACAUGGUUAUACGAUCUUAAGACAAACGAUUAACGAAAGUGGUUACAUGCACAACGUUCACAUGUUUAGGCUUUUCAAUAAGCUAUUGUUGUAAAAAGCAGACACAACCUUCUGUUAUUUGGUUACUAAAACAAUCACAAGAGGAGAGAAACCUAGUUA